Dermacentor silvarum is the source of this 452-nucleotide messenger RNA. RefSeq lists its product as uncharacterized. Bases 30 to 353 code for a protein of 107 amino acids. The record is from RefSeq and is a predicted model, not a curated record. NCBI's taxonomy places the organism in Eukaryota, Metazoa, Arthropoda, Arachnida, Ixodida, Ixodidae. The transcript has 2 exons.
UGGAGCACUUUCGCCUCGACGUGCUCCUUAUGCACGGCGAGCCAUGGAGUCCGGCUCUUGAGCCGCUGUGGACGUGGUUCUUGCCGGCGCUUCUCUCUUUCACAUUGGUCGGUGGAUUGUUCAGUGGCGGAUGCGGCGGCGCGGAGGCACCAUGGGAUCUUCCGGAAGCCUGCGCCGCAGCCUGGGUGCUUAUAGCGUUCGGAGCGCUUCAAGUGCCGCUGUGGGCCGCCAGGGCUGCCGCAUCUGUCCGGCGAAGCGCGACAAGCCGGUGCCUGGUGCCGUCGUCCGUGAUGGAGCUGCACCAACUCUCAGCAUCGGACCCCGGACCUGUGGUCGCACAGCCACAUCCAUAGCAUGUGCCAUCUUUUCCUUAUGGCGCUGCACCGUUCAGUUUCUUUUAAUGUAGUAUAUAUAUAUAUUACUGUAGUCACCUAUUAAGGGACGUUUCAUAU